This is a messenger RNA of Electrophorus electricus (electric eel), 2922 nucleotides long. NCBI's taxonomy places the organism in Eukaryota, Metazoa, Chordata, Actinopteri, Gymnotiformes, Gymnotidae. The record is from RefSeq and is a predicted model, not a curated record.
AUGGUUUUCUGCAUUUUCACAGGAGUGCCUUUUUCCAGUGAUAACCUCCAACAGCAAACCAUGUGUCCACAAGCGAAGGUCUGGGAAAACUACUUUCCAGGAUUUUAAUUAAUGUCUCAGUUCCAAAUCGUCGAGCUCGCCAGAAGGGGAAGUGUCAAGAAGAUACCUGGAACGACCUCUCAACAUACUGCCUAUUAAAUGGGACCAGAAUUUAACUUUAGGAUAAAUACCAGAUCUGCAUACACCAUGGGAAUGCCUCAAGAAUUCACAUUCUUGGCUAUUUUUCGGACGGAUAUGCAUGCGCUGACUAAAAACUGGAAUAUUUGGCAAAUGCAAGCUCGAAAUGGCAAUGAGCAGCUUUCAGUCACACUCAAUGCGCAGGCCUUCUCCCUGGAAUUCUCCUACAUCACUGUUGAGAACAGAGUUAUGACAGCUCUUUUCCCUUACCUCACAUUUCUGUUUAAUUCUCAGUGGCACAAACUGUUAUUGGUUGUGAAAAAAGGCACCGUUUCUCUCAUAGUCGACUGCAUAUUAGUAGACUCCCAACAGCUGCCAGCUAGGGGAAUGGUGACUGGGAAAUUAAAGGAUAAUCCUGCAAUAUCCGUACCAUUUGAACUACAGACGAUGGUGAUAUACUGCGACGCAGACGUUUUACAAAAAGACACGUGUGGCGACCUACCGCCCGAUCGAUUUCCCGCUGAAGUUUUGAAUGCGCUCCUGAAGUUCCCCAACCCCUCCUCGCGCUCUCUCACGCACACCAUGGCUCGCGCUGGAGGUUUGCGCGGGCCACUCUUGGUGCUUUUGUUGGGGACAGUGCUCACCGGUUCAGCUCAGAGGAAUGCUCCGGCUGGCCCGCCAGGCCCUGCCGGUGUCCCAGGGAUCGACGGAAUUGACGGAGUAAGAGGUGACUAUGGAGAAGAAGGCUCAUCUGGACCCGAUGGUGAACCUGGGAAACUUGGCUCUGCAGGACUUCCUGGAUUGCCUGGAGCAGAUGGAUUGACUGGCCCGGUAGGAGAUGUGGGCCCGGAUGGUCCCCCCGGACAGAAGGGAGAACCCGGAAAAGCUGGCCCCCGCGGCCAACCUGGCAUGGGCCCCGAUGGACCCCUGGGGCCACCAGGGCCUGGAGGACUUCCGGGUGAGCUGGGUAAAGUUGGCCCCCCGGGGGCCAUGGGUGUCAGAGGGCCACAAGGACCCCGUGGACCACAAGGACCUCGCGGUCACAAAGGUGUGAAGGGUGAGGCUGGAGAACCCGGUAAACAGGGGCACAAGGGACCCCAGGGAAUUCGGGGGGCUGCUGGAAUGAUGGGGCUAAAAGGAGAGAUGGGACCUCGGGGCACUGAUGGGAAUCCAGGUGCUCAGGGCGUUGCGGGAGCUGCUGGGGAUCGCGGCCAGAGGGGCAGGAUGGGAGAGUCUGGCCCUAAAGGCCAACAAGGGACCCAAGGACCCAGAGGCAUUACUGGCCUACCAGGAUCUAAAGGGGGCAGUGGUUUCUCGGGCGUGGACGGGCGUGAGGGCAUUCCUGGCAUGCCUGGAGCUAAGGGCAACCCUGGGAAAGCUGGUUCGCCUGGAGAGGUUGGACUAACAAGGUCUUGCCUACCUGCAGAUCCAGCAGCAGUAAGGCAGUGGCAGCAGGUGGUGGAGCAAAUGGUGUCACCUCUUCAGAACCGCAGUCAGCAUGGUGGUGAUCCGGAGGCCCACCCUGGGACACUAGACAAAACUGAAUUGGCCGCAGCCUACAGAACCAGGGAAUGGAAGAGGUUCAGGGGCCAAUCCAACGUAAAAAUGAGACGUAGCAGGGAACAGUCUGUGCUCAAAAGGCGGAGGCAGGAUCUGGUGAAGAAAGAGGAGAUGGGUGCAAUGGGUCUACCCGGCGUUCCAGGACCGAAGGGUGCCGGCGGUGAAAAGGGCAAUGCCGGACAACCGGGCUUCAUGGGGACUAUGGGAUCUGCAGGGAAGCUUGGCGAGCACGGAGAACAAGGUGAAGUCGGAGCUGUUGGACCCAUCGGUGCACCGGGAGACAGAGGAGAGCAAGGUCCGUCAGGUCCUAUGGGAAAACCAGGAGCCAGAGGCCCUAAAGGUGACCUCGGCCUGCCUGGACUUCCCGGACCCCCUGGCGUUCCUGGAGAAAAAGGAGGAAGGGGUGAGCCUGGUGAACCUGGACCUAAAGGAGAACAGGGAGAACAAGGAGCAGAAGGAAACCCUGGAGACAAAGGAGAUGUCGGCGCUUCCGGAGAAGGCGGACCGAAGGGCGAGGUAGGUGUUCCGGGAGAUGCAGGCCACAGAGGGCCCGAGGGCAAACGUGGGCAGCCUGGUAUCGAGGGGCCCCCUGGCAGCCCGGGCCCCCGCGGCAUGCAGGGGAACAGAGGGACACCCGGCACUCGCGGCUCCCAGGGCCCACCGGGAAAAGAACCAAGUGAUCAGCAUAUCAAACAGGUUUGCAUGCGAGUAAUACAGGAACAGCUGGCCCAGUUAGCCGCCAGCCUGAGGAGGCCCGAGACCGGCGCCACCGGCCUGCCUGGCAAACCAGGCCCUCCCGGGCCUCCCGGGGCCCCCGGGGACAGCGGCUUCCCUGGGCAAGCCGGGGCAAGAGGACUCCCUGGCCUCAAAGGACCCCCAGGACAGAUAGGAGUCAGAGGGCCUAAAGGUGAAAUGGGAGACCGAGGAGACCGAGGGCAGACAGCGCGAGGACCCAAAGGGAUACCAGGACCGCCCGGCCUGCCAGGUGAGCCCGGCAAACCCGGUUAUGGCCAGGACGGCCGUGAUGGGGAGAGAGGUACCCCCGGCCUCCCCGGGCAGCCCGGCGUCCCCGGGCCGCCCGGCACCGCCGGCCCCUCUGGCUAUUGCGACCCGUCGGCGUGUAACCUGAGCCCGGGAGCCGCCCAGCAAGGCCUGCAGGACGUUAAGGGGCCAGCCGGCAACUGA